Molecule: messenger RNA, 4990 nt
Organism: Lepus europaeus (European hare)
Lineage: Eukaryota; Metazoa; Chordata; Mammalia; Lagomorpha; Leporidae
Gene: ZC3H10
Product: zinc finger CCCH-type containing 10
Exons: 3
Coding region: 201-1511 (436 amino acids)
Molecular function (GO): metal ion binding
Source: RefSeq, a predicted model, not a curated record
GGAAGAGCCGUAGGGUGGGCGGCUCUUUGUCGAAGCUAGAGGACCGGCAGGCGGCAGCAGCAACUACGGCGGCGGCGGCAGAACCCAGCAGUGAUGUGGAGGUGGAGACCCACAGGAGCCCCGGAGUUCACCUGAGUUACCUCAGCAGUCACCAAGAGUGGCAAGGAAAGGAAGAAAGCCCUGAGUUGGGGGGGACCAGGAUGCCUGACCGGGACGGCUAUGCCAACGGCACUGGGAGCAGCGGGGGAGGCCCCGGAGGCAGUGGCAGCGAGGAGGCCAGUGGAGCAGGGGCAGGUGGCGGCGGGGCCAGCUCGGACGCCAUCUGCAGAGACUUCCUGAGGAAUGUGUGCAAGCGAGGCAAGCGCUGCCGGUACCGCCACCCAGACAUGAGCGAGGUGUCCAACCUGGGGGUGAGCAAAAAUGAAUUCAUCUUCUGCCACGACUUCCAGAACAAGGAGUGCAGUCGCCCAAACUGCCGCUUCAUCCACGGCUCCAAGGAGGAUGAGGAUGGCUAUAAAAAGACAGGCGAGCUUCCCCCUCGGCUGAGGCAGAAAGUGGCAGCCGGCCUGGGCCUCUCACCGGCUGACCUACCAAAUGGCAAGGAGGAGGUCCCCAUCUGCCGGGACUUUCUGAAGGGUGACUGUCAGAGAGGAGCCAAGUGCAAGUUCCGCCACCUGCAGCGGGAUUUUGAAUUUGAUGCUCGGAGCGGGGGCGGCUCUGGCGGGGGCGGCUCCACAGGCUCAGUGCCCCCUGGCCGACGUCACGAUCUCUAUGACAUAAUCUAUGACCUUCCCGACCGAGGCUUUGAGGACCAUGAGCCGGGCCCCAAGCGCCGGCGAGGUGGCUGCUGCCCUGCCGACGGCCCGCACUUUGAGUCCUAUGAGUACAGCCUGGCUCCGGCCCGCGGAGUGGAGUGCAGGCUGCUGGAGGAGGAGAAUGCCAUGCUCAGGAAGCGGGUGGAGGAGCUCAAGAAGCAGGUCAGCAACCUGCUGGCCACCAACGAGGUACUUCUGGAACAGAACGCCCAGUUCCGCAACCAGGCCAAGGUCAUGACCCUGAGCUCCACUGCACCAGCAACUGAGCAAACUCUAGCCCCCACCGUGGGUACUGUUGCCACUUUUAACCAUGGCAUUGCCCAGACGCACACUACUCUCAGCAGCCAGGCUCUACAGCCUCGUCCUGUUUCCCAACAAGAACUGGUGGCCCCUGCUGGAGCUCCAGCUGCUCCCCCAACUAAUGCUGCACCUCCUGCUGCUCCACCACCCCCACCCCCACACUUGACCCCAGAGAUCACGCCACUGUCAGCUGCUCUGGCCCAAACAAUCGCCCAGGGCAUGGCACCCCCACCUGUCUCCAUGGCUCCUGUGGCUGUCUCUGUGGCUCCUGUGGCCCCUGUGGCCGUGUCGAUGGCCCAGCCGUUGGCAGGAAUCACUAUGAGCCACACCACCACGCCCAUGGUGACUUACCCUAUCGCUUCCCAGAGCAUGCGCAUCACGGCCAUGCCACACUGAUGGGCCUAAUGGACACUCCCCUGGUGUAGCCUCCUAGGCCUGGGGUGGAGGGGUCCUUACCCACUCGCCUGGCCCUCCCAGGCCCUGUCUGAAGGGCUCAAGAACUAGGACGAGAGACUAAGGAGUAUGCUUCUGAGGAGAGGUUGGGCUGGUGUGUUCUCUCACCUCCCAUAGGCGGGUCCUCUUGUCCAUCUCCUUCAAGCCUCGCUGCAGUGCUCAGGAGUAGAAACUGAAGCCAGCAGAGAGGAAGGGCGGACUGAGGGCUGUGUCUGGGAGUUGGGGGCAUCCAUGGUCUUGUCCUCGCUUCUGCACAGCACAGGUGUCAGCAGUGGUUUUGGAAGAAAACAGAUGCCCUGCCCAGAGGGAGGACCAGGAAGCACUGGGAGGUGGGUGGCCGGAGGAGAAGGCCUGGCUGGAGCCUUCAGACAGUUUGGGGCCCAGCUGGGUUGGACAAUACAGGAGCUGCUCCUGGGCCCCUGGGAAGGCUGGGACCACAGUACUCCAGCCUGAAGACUAGGGGAGUGCUCAUCACCCUAGUUUGGCCUGGAAAUGGAUAGGGCAGGGCCCAAUACUUUCCAAAGAAAUAAAAAUAACAAUUAUUUUUACCUAAUGGAGGCAGUGAAAACAUGCUUAGAUAUUCUGUGUGGAAGUUGGGAGCAGUAAGCAGAUCCCCAGAUCCCGUGCCAAAAUGGGAUGAAGACCCCACCCUCCCCUUGCCUGGGCAAGUUGUAUGGAGGCCAGUGGAGAAGGGUAGGGACCCAGAAGAUGACCAGAUGGGGCUCUGGGGAAGGCACUUGGUGGGUAAAAGCAUUGGAGCCACCAGGUCUAGUUUAAAAAUAGCGCCAUCUGUUUCUGGUCUCUGCAUGUGCUGUUCCCAGGUUGCCUUAGUAACCAGGGCUCCUAGGGUCAUUGAGGGGGGCAGGUACUAAGAAGGAUACACGUGGUGAGGAAUGGGGCCGGGAUGUUACGCACUUGACAGAGCCUUCUCACUCAGAGCAGGGCAGGUGGCUGUUUUGCUCGGAGUUGUUGAUGGCAGUUAAAGUCCCUCCUGUUCGUCCUUUCCUCAGUGGCCAAUGCCUUAAGCCUCCAAGGCUUCGGAGGUGCUGGGAAAAGGGAGUUCUUCUGGGGACACAGUCCCCAGGAUUUGUCCCUCUCUUCCCUCUGUCUCCACAGGACCAGAGAUUUAAAUCCACUUAUGGGUCAAUAAGGCCAAGAGCCCCAAUAGCCAAACAUCAGCUCCUCCUCAGCUCACGGCUGAUGGAGGGGAACAACUCAGGUGUCCCUAGUUUAAUGGGGGCAGUGGACCUGGGGUAGAGAGCGGCCGUGUGCUGUGCUCCCCCAGAGUAUCUCCUGCUACCUCUUGCUCUCUUGUCUGGUUGAUCACUCAGGUUACAACGUCUGAGGCUGAAGAUGGUGGGCUAGGUCAAGGCUGGCCAUUAAAAAGACUAAAAGGGGAAAAACACUGUUGAUGGGUUUUUUAGAAACACCACAUUGGUAAGCUUAAUGUUGGUUUUCUGGCAAAAUUCUGGAUUAUUAAAAGAGAUGGUUUAUGAGCAUUAAGGGGAGAAUGUGGUCAUGGAUACCAGCAUGAGUUCUCAGUGAAAUCUUAACUGACUCUUUCUUCCUUCGUGCCAAGUAUCUCCAGGGUUAAAUUUGGGAAAACUGUAGACAUCCUGUGUCUUAGUGCUCUCCAGCUGAAGACCUCCAGCCACACACGUGUCCGGAACAAGCUGAAUUGUAUACUCCUUGCAGCAGGGAGAGGGCACACCACGGGAAGUCGUGGUGUGUGUUCCCAGGAGCACGGUAGAAAGGACGUGGAGGACAGGGACUUGGCUGCUCCUGUGGCGCGGAUGCUGUCGGGGGAAGCAGGACCAGGACUCUGGUCUUCCCUAGUCCUCCAGGAAGGCAGGCUGCAGCGCACUAGCUCUGCAGGCACUUGGCGAUGAAGCAGCCGCUGCUCAUUAGCUGGGAGAGGGGGACGUUCGCUGUUUUGUGGUUUGCACGCUGACCUUGUUUUGUGCUUAAACAAAAUUGUGAGGUGAUUGUGCGUGUGUGUCUCACUUCAUCACAGUCACUGAGUGGCCUUGUCGUGUUUGUCUCACUUCCAUCACAGUCGGUGAGUGAACUUGUUUGAUGAAAUGAUUUGUGUCCAACAGAAGAACUUGGCUAGCUGUGAGCCCAGGUCGGCCCUAACAGCUCUGAAGCCUGGCUGUGUCGGGCCAGUAAACAGCUGCUUCCCUUUCACCUCCAAGUCAUUGCAGAUACAGAAAAAAUACCAGUCAGUUUAUGAGUAGCUCUUGAUGAAAUCUGAAUAUCGGGGGGGAAAAAAGCAGGCCGGCGCCAUGGCUCAACAGGCUAAUCCUCCGCCUUGCAGCGCCGGCACACCGGGUUCUAGCCCUGGUCGGGACGCCGGAUUCUGUCCCGGUUGCCCCUCUUCCAGGCCAGCUCUCUGCUGUGGCCCGGGAGUGCAGUGGAGGAUGGCCCAAGUGCUUGGGCCCUGCACCCCAUGGGAGACCAGGAGAAGCACCUGGCUCCUGGCUUCGGAUCAGUCCGGUGCACCAGCCGCAGCGCGCCGGCCGUGGCAGCCAUUGGAGGGUGAACCAACGGCAAAGGAAGACCUUUCUCUCUGUCUCUCACUCCCACUGUCAACUCGGCCUGUAAAAAAAAAAAAAAAAAAGCGAACAUUUGUACCUAGAAAAUGCUAGUGCGGUCGUGUAAGAGUAAUCUAAUAUGUGCAAGGGCUAUGUUUUAUUGAAAAAUGAAACAUCUUGGAUAGAAAUGUUGAAAGCCCAUGUACUCAACUGUAACACAAGGAAGUACUAAACAGUAUUCAAAUACGUCUGUAACUUGAGUUGACUCAAACACUGCAUCCGUCUCCCUGAAAAUGUUGCUUAGGGAUAAAGCCUUGAGCUGGUCUGAGAUAAUUAGCGAUCUACACUAGCACUCAUGUGAGCACAACCUGGGACUGCCAGUUGACUAUAAGAAUCACCCCAGUCCUGUCAGUUCCUAACUACGGAGGGGGUCUGCUGUGCUCUGGGCAGCUUCCUAGGGCCUCCGUAAGGGUGCUUAAACCUUAGUCGUGGAUUGUGCUCGUUGUAGCUCCUAUGAUCCGCUUAAGUGGAACCGCUCCAAAGUAUUGAGUGUUCUUAGAAAUGUAAUAUGUUUUUUUAAAUUUAUUUGAAAGGCAGAAGGGCCGGUGCCGUGGCUCACUUGGCUAAUCCUCCGCCUGUGGCGCCAGCACCCCAGGUUCCAGUCCUGGUUGCUCCUUUUGCAGUCCAGCUCUCUGCUGUGGCCCGGGAAGGCAGUGGAGGAUGGCCCACGUGCUUGGGCGCCUGCACCCGCAUCGGAAACCAGGAAGAAGUGCCUGGCUCCUGGCUUCGGAUCGGCGUAGUUCUGGCUGUAGCAGCUAUUUGGGGGGGUGAACCAACAGAAGGAAGAUCUUUCUCUGUGUCUCACUGUCUUAACUCUCAAAUAAAUAA